Molecule: messenger RNA, 5404 nt
Organism: Etheostoma spectabile (orangethroat darter)
Lineage: Eukaryota; Metazoa; Chordata; Actinopteri; Perciformes; Percidae
Gene: rbm14a
Product: RNA binding motif protein 14a
Exons: 8
Coding region: 1-1740 (579 amino acids)
Cellular component (GO): nucleus
Molecular function (GO): mRNA binding
Source: RefSeq, a predicted model, not a curated record
AUGAAACUGCGCCCUAAGGCUGUCAGCGCACCUCAAGAAACCGGAGCCGGAUGUGACGUGUGGUUUGAAAUACAGCUCCAGGACCGCGUUGGAUGCCUAGUUGAUACAGAGAUGAGCGGUGAGAACGUUAAGUUGUUUGUGGGGAACCUUCCUUUAGAUGCAACUCAAGACGAGCUAAACAAGCUCUUUGCUCCAUAUGGAGAGAUCAACACCUGCUCUUUGCUCAGACAGUAUGCCUUCGUUACCCUGAAGGGAGAGGGGGCAGCAGACAGGGCCAUACGACAUCUCGAUGGCAAAGAGUAUAGAGGCAGGCCCCUGGUGGUUGAGGAGUCACGUGCUCGCCCACCCAACUCCACUAAAGUGUUUGUGGGAAACCUCGCGGCAACAUGCUCAGCAGACGACCUGCACGGGCUGUUUUCAACCUUCGGAAGAGUUUUAGACUGUGAUAAAGUCAAAGCCAGAUUAUGCUCAAAUGUUGGCUAUGCAUUUGUGCAUAUGGAGCGGAAGGAGGAAGCGCUGGUAGCCAUUGACGCUCUCCAUGGGACCAUGUUCAAGGGCCGUCAGUUGGCCGUAGAACUGUCCAAAGCCCAACCUUUGAUUAACCAGCUUGCCAUGGCCGGAAAUUCAAACAACUUUGCGGGUGGUAUGGCAGGUGGCAGGGAGGGCCUUCUUCCACGACCACCUCCAUCACUAGAGCACCAUCAGAGUCAAGCAGCCGUGCUAGCAGCAGCUGCCGCAGCCGCGGCUGGACUCCCCAUACAAGUUCAACAAAGUGUCCAUAACUCAUUCUACAACACCACAUCCUUUGACCCCACCUACGCUGCAUUGAAGGGCAUUACAAGCGCUAAAGGUGCAGAUGGAGUAAUUUACGGGGCCCUUGCCAGCCAGGUAUAUGGAACCGUUGCUGACCAGGUCUACCAAGAUAUGGCCAAUCACAAUUCUGCAGCUGUUGUUGAAGAAGUAGAGCCACAGACUGGACCAGAUCCAACAACGCUUUUUGAGGCAGCAAGAGCCAAGUUCUUUCAGGAGGGACAGAAGGUUCUGGCUGAGCAGCAGGCAGGGAGAAAGGCAGCAUCUGCAGACAGUGAGCGGGACCGCAGCCCUAUCAGAGGAAAUCGAGCCCCUCUCCUACCAGACCCCGUUCCGGGUUCUUUUGCUCAGAUACGACCAAAGCGGCGCGCCCUGCUGCCAACACCACCUGGAGGACCCGAAGAGCCUCCAGCUGCCACCACAACUCCGGAAGGGUCAGAUCCUGUUGCUAGGUCUUACACAGAGUACUACCAGCAAAUGCAUCAAUACCAACAGUAUCAACAAUACCAGCAACAGUACCAGUACCUCCAGUAUGCUUACACCAAUCCUCCUCCGCCGCCUCCACCUCCACCGGCCACCACACAGGCACAGGCCUCCACCACAGCCACUGCACCCCCAGGGACGUAUGCGGCGCCCCCAACGUAUGCGGCACCGGGAGCCUAUGCAGCGCCAGGAACAUAUGACACUUCGGGAUGUUAUGCCUCAUCAGGGAGCUACAAUGCUUCAUCUGGAAACUACGAGGCCUCGUCAAGAAGCUAUGAUGCAUCUGGAGGCUACGGGGCACCGGGAGCAUAUGAUUCAUCAGGAGCUUACGCAGCAGCGGGAAGCUACUCCACAUCCACACCGUAUGAGCAGACACCCGCACACGGGCAACCCAUGCCCCGGCGCCAUGAUUACCCUUACCACACGCCAGAACCCCCUUAUCGAUAGUCCCACCCCCACACACUCCUUCCACAAAGCAGACGUGUGUGUGUGUGUUUGUGUGUGUGUGUGCGUGUGUGCGUGCAUGUAUAUUUACAUAAGGGACAGUUUUAAAGGAAAACCAGAGAGGGAGCCAGGUCGAAUGCAAGUUUGAAUGUAAUUCAUAUUAACCUAGUCUCUUGCUUGCCUGUCAGUUUAUGGCUGUGUGUCUAAGUAGGACAAGUAAAAUUGGAAUAUUGUCGAGCAAUCAGAGUUUGUGUUAGACGUUAUGGAGGCCCAGCUGGUUUUUUGUUGGAUGUUAAAGGGGCUUUAAUGUUUCUUGGGACAAAGUUGGACUUGGAGGCCAGGGUAGGAUCAUAAGAGAAGCUUUUUGUUUGUACUGAAUCAAGGCCUUUUAUAUACUCUACAUAAAAAUGUGCACCAAAUUUGUGUUUCCUGGAAAAACUGUUAAAAAUAAGCAGUCCAAAACAAACUGAUGAAUUAUUAAUAAAAAUUUAAAAAAUGUUAAUCCAUCUGGCUCCCUAACAAGAUGCAUUAAACUUGCUGCCUUCUUUAAAAAAACACAUCUUUUAGAGAUCCAUAUGUCUCUAAGAUAACAAUUAUUAAUAUUAAAAUAUCAUCCAAACACACACUAUUGUUGGCGUAGGAGAACCCUGUGCGGAGUAUGUAACAGGCCUCUGUUUAAAUUCUGCUUGACCCUUUUGUAAUUGCUAGUCUGUUUGCCUGAUUGAAGAAGAAAGCAGAACUGAAUUGAAAUGGAGCGGUGCAUCAGCAAGGUUUUUGUUGCCUUUACUGAAUAAUCUUUUUGUAAAGAUUGCGAAUGAUUAAUUAACCAGCUUGUAAAUUGUUUCAGGCUGGUUUCACUGAACUGAUCAGCCAUUCCUAAGAGAAUCUUUUGAUAUUUCAAAAAAUCUCAGAUCACCUAUUUGAAAUUGACGUUGAGGUCCCUAAGAUUCCAAAUUAACUCUGGGUGAUUUUGGUGAUUGUAUUUUGCAUGCCGGCAUUACAAGUUUUCUUGAGGCUAUCUGCUUUCAGGGAGUAAAGAGUGACUACAGCGUAAAUGUGUUGUCCACACAGGCCUUCCUGUUUAAUUGGGUGAGGUGGCGUAACUUAAUAUGGAUAUUACCAGUCUGAUUCUGCGCGCUUGAAGUUUUAUAGUCACGAGGGACAGUCAAGUGUGAACAUGACUUUGAUAACAACAGGGGAAAAAAUACAGUCUGAUGAAACCUUUUCAGCGAUUAAAUUGUAUUAUGUGACCUGGAUGUCUUCUUGAAGUGGUUUUCCAUAAUUUACCUUUCUUGUGUUUUCUUUCUUAGCCCAGGCUCUCUGUGUUUCUCGAGGCCUACACAAACUCAGGGGUUAAAUAUAUCCUGUCGAGAGUUUUGGUUCAAGUCGGUGUUUGCCUCUGAAACGUUAGGACAGAAUCUUUUUAGGUCAUUUUGUCAUUCACAUUUUUCUUUUUCAGUUUUGUGAAGAAUUGUGAUCGGAGCAUCCUAUGUGAAAAGAAAGCCUCAACGUGUUUCUCCCAUUUUUGGUCAUACUUAGUUUGACGUUUUUUUUGUUUUUUUUAGACUGAAGAAAAUAAGCUUUUGUUGAUUUUGUACGUAUUUAAAUUUAUAAAAGCCAGAAGAAUGACAGCAAGUUUUGUUUGGCUAAUGAUGUUGCAAUAAUCAUUAUCAGUGCUUACAUUUUGAAUUGGUUUUUGACAGUUUUUUAUUAUUGGCUUUUGUUCCAGUCUCAGCUACUGUGAAGUCUCUGCCCACAUUGGAAACUAUUGGGGAUUUAGAGGGAGAGUUGAACUAGUUUUCAAAACAAGAAAUAUACAAUUUGCUACUCAUGUAAAUACUUUAAACCUUAUUUUAGGCUGAAAAGUAAUACCAAUCAACAUUUGGUUGAGUGGUAAGAAUAUUGACUGUUAAUAUUAGAUGUAAUUAUUGUAUUUUUUCCUAAACAGUGAGGAGAUAGUAUAUAGACAAGAUGAAGUAGGACAGAUGAAGUAGGACGAUGGACAGUCAUACCGGUCUGUUUAUAAAACAAAUAACAAAACAAAGAGGCAACCCUCAAGAUUGACGGUAAUCUGAUUAUGGUCAUGCUUGAAGUGAGAUGUAUUGAACCAUUGUGGCAUGGGAUUAAAUACACUAAACACGCUGUAAAAAUCAGACAUUGCAUAUGAUUUGAAGGGCAGAUUCUAAAAAUGGGAGAAAACGGUAAUCUCAAUUGGAGUUUAGAGCAGGUACAAGUGUAUACUUUUUUCCUAAAUGAGGUGCCGUGGUGGGUUGUUGACGUGUAUAGUGUAGGGUUGUUGACUGAGUGGAUAUGAGGUGAUAGUCUUGGUGCUGCAGGUGAAAAUGAGGGUUGUUUUGGAUUUAGUAAAGUCUGCUGAGCAGCAGCCAGAAGGGUCGAUGAUCUUUCCUUUUCCCACUUCUGAUCUUACCAGAAAUACACACCUAAUUUUGACACUAGCAUUACUGGCUGUCUCUUCAUUCAUAUCACACCGAGACAGCUCCACAUGUGUAUCUAGAUGUAACUGGGUUCAUUGCAUUUUACUCAUGUAAAGCAGGCUACAUGUGCAAAUGAUACUAAUGCGCACCUGAUUUUAUAUGACUUACAGUAGUUGUUCCGUUCGUGAUUGUAAAACACUAGUUGUACCUCUCAUCUUAUUUCUUAUACGCCACCUGAGUUGGUAGUGCUGUGUUAGGUUUAAGUGACACAUAGCCUCUCUAAAUUUCCACAUUAUUCCACCUUCUCCAUGUGAACUGUUAGUUGCAUGCCUUGUUGUUGCUGCUGCUCCAGCCACCUUCUUCCUCUUGCUGAUUAUUGCAGCUAGAGUGGGAGGGAGCCAAACUGAGCCCUUGCCCUGGACGUACGCCACACGCAGCUGUAGCGUGGGAUGGGGAUAACAGCAGCGUUAGGCCUGAAACUGCUGUGGACGAUGGGGUGUCCCCCCACUAAGGUAAACACUCAGACCACACACUCCUGCCCCUCCCCGAAAACACAUGUACGCACUCACAAACACACAGAUACAUAUAUAUGCAUACUUCCCAUUCCUUACCUGUGUGCAGGGAGUUUUCUUUGUCAGGAUUUCAUUUAUUUUUUUGGAAAUGGGUCUCUCAUCCUUUUUUAUUGGGAGAUUAACUUUUUCCCUGCUUUUGAUUUUCCUGAUCAUAUCCUUGCAUUUUCCCACCAAGAAUACUCUGCUCAUACAUUCCUGCUCCCAACAAACGGACCGCUCACACACACCAGAUUUGGAGGAUCGUGUACCGUCUUUUAGUCUAAAUCUGAACCCUUUCUGAAGCAGGCAUGUUUUUAGUACAUCCCGUAUCUAACAGCCUGUCAUUAAAGAGUACCAGUCAAUCAGCCAGAACUGGGCGUGGGACAUGUAGAUGGGAUGGGUUGUUUUAGUUUUUGUAAAUACGCCCCUGGGGCCACUUCGGGAUUAAGUGCCUUGCGUAAGAGCACAUCGGUAGGCCCUUCAUUUCAGAGUUGAAUAACCUGGCUCAGGAUCGGUUGCUGGUUCAACGCUCAACUGCCCCUCUUCCCUAAAACGACGAUUUUUGAUGCCACAUUGAACUUGUAUGAAUGACAAUGAACACAAAUAUCAUUUUGUUUUAAAUUACAUUUUGUCCUAUGUUCUUUGAAAUGUUUAAUUAUCAAUAAAUGACUUUGAACUGAA